AUGGGCUUGUUCUCCAAGACUACCCCUGAGGGGGACGUAACUACUGUUGCUCCAGAGAUUGCCGAUGAAAAAGGCACUGGACAGAACAAUCCCGUCGAAAAGUCUGAUUUCAACGAUGACUUGGAGAAAGAUGCGCAAGGGGGUGUUCAGAAGAUCGAGGCUGCGGCCCAAGUGUGGACUAAGUGGCACAUGGUUGCUGCCUAUGUGAUUAUCUGGCUUAUUUACUUUAUUACAUCGAUCGAAGAGGUCGUCACCGGUGCUCUCAACCCAUUCGUCACCAGUUCUUUCCAGCAACACUCUUUGACUGCGGCUACCGGCAUCAUGGCUAGCUUAUUCGGUGGACUGACGAAGCUUCCCCUGGCCAAGAUCCUCGACACUUGGGGUAGACCUCAGGGCUUGCUUCUCACUCUGUUCAUUUGGGUUAUUGGAUUUAUCAUGAUGGCUGGUUGUAACAACGUCAAGACUUAUGCUGCCGCUCAAGUCUUUUCAUCCAUUGGCGCCCAAGGCGUCAGCUACUGUAUCACCAUCUUCAUUGCCGACACAACCUCCCUCCUUAACCGACCCCUGAUGCUUGCCUUUGCAACGUCUCCUUAUAUCGCAACAACUUUCGCUGGUGGACCAAUCUCGGACAGCGUCAUCGCUGGUAUUGGCUGGCGAUGGGGCUUUGGAAUAUGGGCCAUUGUGACCCCAGUAGUCGUCGGACCCCUUGGAUUCCUCUUCAUCUGGAACCACGUCAAGGCUCGUAAGCAAGGGCUGCUGGAAUCGAAAUCUGGACGACUUACUCUUGCUUCGAUAAAGAAAUACUGCAUCGAUGUUGAUCUCAUCGGCAUCCUCAUUCUUGCUACUGGAAUGGCCUUGUUUCUGCUUUCCUUCUCGAUCUACUCAUACCAGGCUGAGCAGUGGCGAGCACCAAUCAUCAUCGCUUUCAUCAUCGUUGGCGGUCUUCUCAUCAUCGCUUUUGUCUUCUACGAGGCGUACCUGGCUCCUGUCAAAUUUGUGCCGGUGAACCUUCUCAUGGACCGGACAGUAUUCUUCGCUGGGCUCAUGUUCCUCUUUGUGUUUGCUAAUUCGGCCAUCUGGGGCAGCUAUUUCAGCUCCAUGCUGCUGGUUGUCUGGAAUACUGGUAUUACCAAAGCCACUUACAUUGGCAACAUUUACCGUGUCGGCUCUUGUUUCGCGGCUCUCCUCCUUGCUUACUUCAUCCGCUUGUCUGGCAGGUUCAAGUGGUCCGCGACUUUGUAUGCGCUCCCUCUCAUGCUUCUUGGCGUUGGUCUUAUGAUCAAAUUCCGACAGCCUGACCAGAGCAUUGGCUAUGUCAUCAUGACACAGAUCUUCGUUGCCUUCGCUGGUGGCCCCAUGGUCGUUGCUGGAGAAAUGGCCAUGAUGGCUCCUUCAGACCACCAACAUGUCGCUGUUAUCAUGGCUAUUCUCGACCUAUUCUCCAGUAUUGGCAGCGCCAUUGGGUCAACCAUUGCUGCUGCCAUUUGGACGGGCACGUUCAAGAAGAACCUGAUCAAGAAUCUUCCAGCCGAUGCUCCGGUCGACGCAAUCUUCAGCAGCAUCUACACCCAGCUUGGAUACCCUGAAGGCACAGAGAUCCGACAUGGGAUUUCUCUUGCAUAUGGAGAGUCACAACGUCUCAUGCUCAUCACUAGUGUAUGCUUCAUAGUGGUUGGCUGGGGUUGUACUUGGAUGUGGCGAGAUAUCAAGCUUCGUGAUGUUAAGCAGACUCGUGGCAACGUCAUCUAA
This is a messenger RNA of Trichoderma breve, 1749 nucleotides long. Its product is annotated as major facilitator superfamily domain-containing protein. The record is from RefSeq and is a predicted model, not a curated record. Lineage: Eukaryota; Fungi; Ascomycota; Sordariomycetes; Hypocreales; Hypocreaceae. The transcript is spliced from 3 exons. Gene Ontology annotation, biological process: transmembrane transport. Gene Ontology annotation, molecular function: transmembrane transporter activity. The coding region runs from base 1 to 1749 and encodes 582 amino acids.